AGGGAUUCGCGCGCUGGCGGCUCAUAAGAUCGGGGCGUGUGUAAUCCAAGACAUGGAGAUCGUGCUCCAAAUUUGAAGAUCUCCUCCGGCGGAAGAGAACCGGUUCUCAGAGAUUGGCAAAGGUAUCUCUGGACUUGUCGACGUGCAGAGCCUGGCGAACUUCUGAAGGACACCAGCAGCAGCCAGAUUGGUGAAUUGCUCAAUUUCCUCUCUGCGCAGCGUGAAUAACGAUCGAACCUUCUUGUGGAAUCGAGUGGCAGCGGAAAGUGUUCUGAGAGGCUAUUCUGCAGAGAAACACCUUGCAGACGGGUUGUGCGCCAAUGGUGAGAAAUCGCGCAGCGGUUGUGGUGCUGGGGGACAUUGGUAGGAGCCCCCGAAUGCAGUAUCAUUCCUUGUCCUUGGCGGAUCAGGCAAAUCUGCAUGUGGAUAUUGUGGCGUAUGGAGGUAGCUCUCCUCAUGAAGUCUUAAGCAAGCAUCCACGCAUCAGAAUGCACUUGCUGGCACCACCAUUCACGGCUGGAUGGCCGAGAGCGCUUCGUCUGCUGGCAUUACCAGUGAAGGUCACUUUCCAGGUCAUCCAGUUGCUAUGGACAUUAUGUGUUGCUAUCCCAGCUCCGGAUGUGUUUCUUGUGCAGAAUCCUCCUUCAAUUCCGACCUUUAUGGUCGUGCUAUUUGCAUGCGUGCUCCGGGGUGCCUCCAUGGUAAUAGAUUGGCAUAACUUUGCAUACACUCUUCUGGGACUCUCACUGGGCAAACGGCAUCCACUGGUUACUAUCUCUCGGUGGUAUGAGAGAUAUUUUGGGAAGAAAGCAGAUGCGCAUAUUUGCGUCACAGAAGCGAUGCGACAGGAGCUGAAGGAUAAUUGGGGUAUCAGGGCAACGGUUCUAUAUGACCGGGCGCCUGACUUCUUUAGACCCUCGACCAUUAGUGAGAAGCAUGAGCUCUUUAUGCGUCUCCAUGAGGACCUUGUUCAGGCCAGAUAUAACAGCCCCAACUUUCUUCAACUGAGUGAUUGGGACAGCCAUUCACGACAAGAGAGCCCCAUCUCAUCAGACUCGGAGACCGAUGGGCUUCGAACACACCCGAUUUGCAAUGGCAUUGAAAACCCUGAAAGCUUACAGGAUGCAAGAGAUACGAGGCCUCAGAAUACUCGAGUUGAGAACGACGGCUCCGAGGUUGAAGAUGAUGAUGACGGGGAUGCGGUUUAUGGCGUUUCUCGUCUGGAGCGGACACUGCUGACGCUGCGAUCUACAACUGCGAAUACGGAGCUGAAGGUGGGCACCCUUGAGGUGGAGGAACUUGAUGGUGGUGGUCAUGUCCAAUUGAACCGUGAUCGACCAGCCGUCAUUGUCAGCAGCACAAGCUGGGGUGCAGAUGAAGACUUUUCGUUAUUGCUGGAGGCAGGGGUGAUGUACAAUCAGCGUGUAGAGGCAUCGAUGCAAAAUUACAGCUCAUUGGCUGAGGGUAGUCGGUACCCAGAUAUUCUGUUCAUCAUCACAGGUAAAGGUCCACUGAGGGAAGAGUUUGAAGACCGUGUUCGGCACUUAAACCUACAGCAUGUCGCUUUCCGAACUCUUUGGCUUGCCGCGGAAGACUAUCCGCUGCUUCUUGGGUCUGCGGAUCUCGGCAUCAGCCUGCACACGUCGUCCUCGGGACUGGAUCUUCCCAUGAAGGUUGUCGACAUGUUUGGCUGUGGGCUGCCUGUAUGUGCUCUGGCAUUCUCCUGUAUACAUGAGCUGGUGAAGGAUGGUGAGAAUGGGCUUCUGUUUUCCACAUCGGACCAGCUUACCAAUCACCUACUGCAUCUUCUAGAGGGUUUUCCGGAGAAAUGUCCGGCGCUCCAUGCUCUGAAGGCCGGUGCAUGGGCAACGGGAGAUGAUGCUCGGUGGCCAGACGAAUGGGAAACGGCCGUCCUGCCGCUACUUAGCUGGUUGCGUAAAUAAGAACUACCGGGAGCACUUCAAGUGUUUUUUUCUGGACACGAUAGAGAUCCUGAUGCAGAGCGAGAAGCGACGUCUAAACAUCUGGACUCUGGAGCGGAGUGCAAAAAAAGGUGCUGCUGAAAGGAUGAGAUGGGUACAACGGUACUACAAUCCUGAACUGUUGAAAUACAGACCUGUGUUCGAAUCCAGAUGAUGGAGCUUGAUGAGUAAAACCAACUACUAAUGAAUUGCUUGGGGCCGGUCAGCUCAAUGAUAAUAUCUCAAGGCCGUCGCCCUUUUAUAAAAAGAAAACCAGCUCAGCAGAAUAUAUACAGAACAGGCAGCCAAAAGGAUUGGGAGAACCAAGUCAGCAAAAUAACACCCAGAAGGGUUAUGGGUUCUGAAUGAAGGUCAACGGACAGC
This is a messenger RNA of Chara braunii, 2345 nucleotides long. The record is from the annotation of a GenBank genome assembly. NCBI's taxonomy places the organism in Eukaryota, Viridiplantae, Streptophyta, Charophyceae, Charales, Characeae.